AUGGCCAAUCCAUCACCUACACCCCGGACCGUCACGUGGCACGAUAUUCCCGAGUGGCGGCAAGACAACAAGUACAUCCUCGCCGGCUAUCGCCCGUUGGAAGCAGACUAUCUACAAGUCAUCAAAAGUCUCACUUUCUUGCACAAUGAGACCUGCAACGUGUACACCCAUUUGAUCGGCGCUGUGCUGCUGCCACUCUUUGCGACCGCCAUUCUCCGAACCAUCUAUGGGCCACAGUACAUUGACGUCACAAGAACCGAUUUUAUCAUGUUCAGUGUCUUCUUCGGUUCCGCCGAGAGCUGCCUGAUUUUCAGCGCUGUGUACCAUCUCAUCGGAAGUCACUCACACGAGGUGGAACAAUUCUGGCACCGGAUGGAUUUGCUAGGGAUCGUCAUCGUCACCGUUGGCACUUUCAUCCCUGGGAUCUACUAUAUAUUCAACUGUGAACCAAUUCUGCAGAAGAUUCAUUGGACUAUUGUUGUAUUUUGCGGAUUUGCCACAGCGGCUCUCAUCUCCAUACCCAAGUUCAGAACGUUGCGGUGGCGUAAGGUGAGGGUUGGCGCCUACGUAGCGCUCGGUGCGUCCGCCUUUAUCCCCUUGCUGCACGGCGUACAGAUCUAUGGGCUAGAAUAUAUGCUCGAGUAUUCGGGCAUGAAAUGGUACCUUGUCGAGCUCCUUCUGUACGGAGGGGGCUGCGGCCUUUAUGCAUUCCGAAUCCCUGAGCGCUUUGCACCAGGCCAUUUCGACAUCUGGUUCAGCUCACAUCAGAUCUUCCAUGUGUCGAUUUUAUGCGCCAUGUACGUGCAUACGAUUGCGCUGACGCAGGCUUUCACAGCUUGCCGUACGUUGGACAUAUGCCACAUUCAGUCUGUUCAUCAAGCUAGGAGCACGAAAUUGUAA
Molecule: messenger RNA, 900 nt
Organism: Emericellopsis atlantica
Lineage: Eukaryota; Fungi; Ascomycota; Sordariomycetes; Hypocreales; Bionectriaceae
Product: mPR-like GPCR protein
Exons: 3
Coding region: 1-900 (299 amino acids)
Cellular component (GO): membrane
Molecular function (GO): signaling receptor activity
Source: RefSeq, a predicted model, not a curated record